Vicia villosa (hairy vetch) is the source of this 1170-nucleotide messenger RNA. RefSeq lists its product as uncharacterized. The coding region runs from base 1 to 669 and encodes 222 amino acids. Lineage: Eukaryota; Viridiplantae; Streptophyta; Magnoliopsida; Fabales; Fabaceae. The transcript is spliced from 8 exons. The record is from RefSeq and is a predicted model, not a curated record.
AUGGCGGAGGCUAGAUUUGGUGAGCAAACGGCCUCUAAAUGGGUGCUAAGUAUUCAAAGCUAUUUAUGGCAGGGUUCAGCUCAUACAGGCCCAGCUUUAACACCUGUAGAAGUGUUGGUUGCAAUCCAUGGAAUUGUUCCCGAGAAAGAUGGUCUUGCACUUAAGAAGAUAACAGAUGCUUGCUCGGCUUGUUUUGAACAACGUACAGUGUUCACUCAGCAGGUUCUGGCCAAGGCAUUGAAUCAGAUGGUUGAUCAAACACCGUUGCCCCUGCUUUUUAUGAGAACAGUUAUUCAGGCAGUUGAUGCUUUCCCUGCACUGGUUGAUUUUGUUAUGGAGAUACUCUCAAAACUUGUGACCAAACAGGUGUGGCGUAUGCCAAAACUUUGGGUUGGUUUCUUAAAAUGUAUAUAUCAGACGCAGCCACGUUCUUUUCAAGUAUUGUUGCAGUUGCCACCUCAACAACUGGAAAGUGCACUCAACAGGCAUGCUAAUCUCAGAGCGCCCCUUGCUUCUUAUGCCAACCAAUCAACUGUAAAAUCUUCAAUUAGUAGAUCAACUUUAGUUGUUCUUGGUCUUGCAAAUGAAACACAUGUGCAGCAACAUUUAUCAGCAUCAUUGCACCAUUCCGAGAAGGGUGCUUCAGUUAGUGGGGCAACUCUGACAUGAUAGUUGAGCGACUGACACAAAUUUAGUCCAUGGCAUGACAAUUUGAAAACAUGAUCGAUGAUAUCGGCCAAUUUCCGGGGUUUAUAGGCAACCAAAGAGAAAAAUCACAAAUAAAUAGUUCAUAUAGUGUGAGCCUCAACAGAUUGUUUGAACCAACCAGAAUGCAGCUUAUUGAGUGUUUAUAUAACCUAGUUGAAUCAAGGGCAUACAUUCUCAAUUAUAUCAACAAUGAGUUUCCUCUCCAUGAUUGGAACUUCAUUCCAGUGCUCCAGGAAAUCCCUCCAGCCUCCUUGCAUUGAUUGUAUCAUAGUUUUUUGCGGGUUUUCCGUUGUAACAUUAUUAUUCAUCCAAUUUUGAUGUUCUUUUUGGUUGCUUUUUCUGGUCAUGAAAUGUAACUGUCUUCAUAUGUGUAAGUCCAUGGUCAUCGUUCUCCAAAGGGUGUGAUAUAAUCCUGAAAAUGUUAAAAUGCAAUUAAGUUUAUGAAAGAAUCCUCAAUUCUAA